Drosophila biarmipes is the source of this 1461-nucleotide messenger RNA. RefSeq lists its product as uncharacterized. NCBI's taxonomy places the organism in Eukaryota, Metazoa, Arthropoda, Insecta, Diptera, Drosophilidae. The record is from RefSeq and is a predicted model, not a curated record. Gene Ontology annotation, molecular function: chitin binding. The coding region runs from base 101 to 1318 and encodes 405 amino acids. The transcript has 3 exons. Gene Ontology annotation, cellular component: extracellular region.
UUGCUUCUCAAGUUUUGGACAGUUCACAGGUCGUCGGGCGAAAGGAUUAGUAGGACAUCUCACUAGAAUAGUAAUUCAGUGCUACGGAAUCCUCUCCGGCAUGAUGCAAGUGCCCCUGCAACGCUGCUCGUGCGUCGCGGCAGUUCUGGUGCUGCUCUGGAGCGGCGGCUUGGCCCAGUUGCAGGUGCAGGCUCAAAGUGGCUACAACUAUGGGCGUCCCGAGGUGGCCAAUGUGGGAGGGGCCACCGCUGGAGGUCGCUUGACUCCUGGACCGUACCCCACGGCCUCGGCCAUUCCACUGACCCCCGCACCGGCAACCACGGCAUAUGGGGCGGGAUUGUUUCCCUCACCUGCGGUUGGAUUUACACCCAGCGGUCAGGCCACCACGGCUUUUGGAGCUCCUGCCGUUGUGGGAGCCAGUAACACCGUUAGCCAGCAAAGGAGAACUUCGUCUGGAGGACUACCUACUCCGUCAUCUCGAGGUGGACCCUAUGGACCACAGACUUCUCAGUACGGUAAUACUCCCGGUGGCUCUCCUAUUCGAGUUACUAGUGGAACUGGAGACAGCGGGGACUACAACGAUGGCGAAGGCGACUACUCGGCUAUUCCGGGUGUACCUGGAGUAGAUUAUCCCAUUUACGCCCAGGUGCCGCGGACCAACUUCGACUGCUCGCAACAGCCCCUGCCCGGUUACUAUGCGGACAUCGAGGCGCAGUGUCAGGUCUUCCACAUCUGCGCCCUUAACCGCACGUACUCCUUUCUCUGCCCCAACGGCACGGUGUUCAGCCAGGAGACGCUGGUCUGCGUGUGGUGGAACCAAUACGACUGUGUCUCGGCACCCAGCUUAUACGCGAAUAAUGCGUACAUUUAUGAUUACUCUGGAGGAAGUGGCGCCAACCUGGGAGCCGCAACCGCUAAUAAUGCCUAUCGUCCGGCUGCCGCUUCCACCACUGCCUUUGGGACACCUGUCGCCACCGCCGGAACCCUUCGAGCGACCGGCGUGCCCCAGGUGGCAGGCUACAAUUCCGGACGGGGGUCCUAUCCUUCGGCUUCGCCCACACCAGUCGCUCCGGCUCAGAGCCCGUAUGGCGCUGGUGCCGUCCUUCGACCCGCCAUCGUCCCAACCACCGGAGGCAGUCGAUUGCCGCCGUCUGGAGCUGCUGUCGGUCUACUGGCCACCGCCGCCGGUUCUCUUCAGGAGAACUCAGUGGCUGCCUUCGGCCAACAGUCGCAGUCUCCGUUGGUGACAGGUGGCAACCGAGAAUAUUUGCCACCGGCCAGCGUUGGACAACGGCAGCGUGGAGGCACCUCUGCAUAGACAUCAAGACCCUGGCGAACCCUGGCUCCUGUACCCGGUUUUAUGGCAUUAGACUUAGCGACCCUAGAUUUAGCCUCUGUAUAGUAUGUUUGGAGCUCCCAACAUAGAUCUGUGUAAUUAGUUCUUAAACCCAUUCUUUAAAA